This is a messenger RNA of Caenorhabditis angaria, 8513 nucleotides long. The record is from the annotation of a GenBank genome assembly. Lineage: Eukaryota; Metazoa; Nematoda; Chromadorea; Rhabditida; Rhabditidae.
AUGCAGUCGGCAUAUGGAACGCCGAUGUCAUCAACAUCUAACAAAACUCCGCGAACCCGGCGAAGAGCAAUUUCACCAUGUGGAACUCCACAAUCACCAUUUUCAUUGAUUGAUUUGGACGCGGCUGAUCGAGAAACUUUGAAAAUCAAAUUGCUGGAAGCUGAACAGUUAUUAGAAGAAACUAGACAAGAAAGAGAUGUAGGUUUUUUGUUAAACAUUCAAUUUUAUUUUUAAAACAUUUUUUUUCAGAAAAUCCACAUGAGUUUGUUGAAUGAGGCUGGACUUGAUGAAAGUAUUAUUGUUGAAACUUCGAAUCGUGUUUCGACACAGGAAACUAAAAUCUAUCGAAGAGAUCGAUUAGUUUUGGAAGAUGAAUUGAAGCAAAAACAACAAUUGGUUGGACAAUUACAAUCUCGAAUCACACAAUUGGAAAAUGAUAAUCAAAAACUUCUCGAGGAUUUGAAAGCGUCUAAUAGAAAAUAUGAUGAUUCAGAAUUCAAUACAAGUUUAGCUAAAGAGCGUUUGAAUGUUGUUGAGGAGGAAUUGCGGAAAAAAGAGGGUUUGCUGAACAAAUUGCAAGCAGAAAUGGCGGGUUCUUCACGAUCAGUUGAUCAAAUCAUCGCCGAUUUUGAAUCGGAAAUUCAAUUAUUGACAAGAAGAUUAGAGAACGCAACAAAAGCAUUGGAGCAAGAGCGAAAGGCGAAAAUUGAGGUGGAAGGGCAAUUGGCAAAACUGCAAAAAUCUUUGGGAGAUUCUGCGAUUCGUCGAAGUCUUGAAGCUGAAAAUGAAAGAAUUGCUGAAACUCGCAAAGUUUUGAGUGAAGUUCAGCAAUUAUCGAAUAAAGUCGAGUGUUUGACACCGAUUCGCCCGAAGAAUCAACAACUUGAAGAGCGAGAUGAGUUAUUGAAAAUGUCGGCAAAGUUGAUCGAGGAGAAUAUAAGCGAUUUGAAGAGGCGAAAUAUGCGUUUAGAAAAAGAGGUUUUGGAUAAAAAAGAGUUGUUGGAAACAGCGAAUGGGGAAUUGAAGCAACUUCGUGAACAAUUGAAAGCAUUUGAGGGGAAUGCUGAUCAAGCUGCUCGAUUUUUACAGGAUGAAAAUGCUAAAUUAACCCUUCAAAAGGCUGAUAUUCGCUGCGAACUUCUUGAAGUUAAAAGGAGAUUGGUUGCGGUACAAAAUGAGAAAGAUGAUGAGAAUAAGACGGUUGAAAAAGCGCUGGAAGAUGCGAAAAAACGAGAGGAAGAAUUGGAAAAUCAAUUGGAAGUGGUGAAAUCAAUUCGAAGGAAAAAUGAUGAAGAAAUUGUGAAAAUGCAAGAUAGGCUAAGUGCGAUGAAAGACGCUCUAAUGGUCAGCGAUCAACAAUGUUCACAAUUGAAUAAUUUGAAAGAGGCGGCAGAGAAAUCGAGAUCUCGAGCUAUUCAACAAUGUAAUGAGAUGGUUGUGAAGAUUCGGAAUCUUGAAUCAGCGCUGGAGAAUCAGAGAAAAGUCGAGCAGGAAUUGGAACAUUUGCGAGCUGACAAUGAACGACAGAAGGCGAAGAUUCAAUUUUUGAAUGAGGAAAUUCAGGAGACACAUGCUGAUUAUCGAGAAGAGUUGACGAAGUUGGCCAAAGAGAAUUCGGCGAAAAAAGAGCAGAGUGAAGAUUAUAAUCAAGUGGUUAGUUUUUUUUGUUAAAGAGAGACACUGUGAGUGAUAGAGACGCAGAGAAACUCUAUGAUAAUUAGAGAUUGUCUGCGUCUCUUCCUCUAACAUUGUCUUUCCUGGAACAUUUUGGUCCUCUUUGGGCUCAAAAAUUUUAGCUGAAUCAAAUUUGGGAGCUCAACAUUUCCUUGAAGUUCUUGAGUUACAGAAAAUUGCAUUUUUGCUUUUUCAAAAAAGUCUAGUUUGGAAAAAAAAACAGAAAAGUCUACUUUGAACUCUUGAAAAGUCCAGUUUGAACUCUUGAAAAGUCUAGCUUGAACUCUUGAAAAAUCUACUUUGAACUCCUGAAAAGUCUAGUUUGAACUCUUGAAUAGUCUAGUUUGAACUCUUGAAAAGUUCAAACUGGACUUUUUCUUGAAUAGUUUUUGGAAAUUUUUUUUCCAGGUCUCCUCCCUAAAACUACAAAUCUCCCAACGAGAAAGCGCUCUCCGUGGCGCCAAAAAACAAUGCGACGAGAUCCGCCAAGACAACGCGAAACUCGGCGAAUUGGUCGCCGACGCACGUCGCCGACAAACCGAGGUCGUCGAGGAGAAUGCGAAAUUGCGCAAGGGACUCGCGGAUGCGGUGGCGAAAAUCGAGGAAUAUCGCAGGGAUUGCGAGAAUGCCAAGGAGAUGUCGCAAAGAUUGGCGGAGGAGUUGGGCGAGAAAGAAAUUCGAUUGGUGAGAAGGGGAAAUUUGAUUAUGUCUGGGGGAUGUUUUUCUGGGCGUUUGGUGAAGAAAAAUUCAAAAAAAAAAAGAAAAAUAGUAAAAUUCCCACAUUUUUCAUUAAUUUUAAUGAGUUUUUUUCGGUAAUUUUAAUUCAUUUUGUUGCUCUUUUGAUUAUUUUGGUUUACACGUGGAUUUUGGAGCUCAAAAAUCUUGAAAAGCCGAGCUCUGCACCAAAAUAUAAUUUCGAAUUUAAUUUCAGAACAAAAUGGACGAAGAGCUGUGCGAAAAACAGCAACAAAUUUGUGAAUCCGAACAAGUUGUCAAUUAUUUGCAUAGCCAAAUCAAUAUGAAACCAAAAAAUCAACCGAAAUUGGGAAGACGCAGCACACUUUUGAGCACUGUUUCAGAAUCGGUCAUGGACACUUCAGCACUUGUGAGUUUUGGGUUUUUGGAGUGAUAUACCGUGUAAAAUGGCUCGAAUUCGUUGUAUUUUGGGGUCUUUUUCUUUUCAAAUAUCGAUUUUCAAGAGGGCUGAUUCACAAACGAAAAAAUGUUUUAAAAUGUUUUUUAACAUCGAACACACCCGUUCAAGCCACGCAAUGAGUGUUUUCUACUGUAAAACGAAAAAUCUGCGAAUGAAAAAAACUGUGCAAACACUUUUGUCUAAUUCUCUCUGUUCGCCGUUAUAUUUCGCACUACAGUAUUAAAGGAACAUGAUAGAUUUGAUGUGUUGGGUCUUGUCGCGAUCGCUAACUUUCUUCGCAGGACCUCAAAAAAUAAGAAAAGUAGCAAGUCAGGUAGAACUCGAUGCGCUGAUUUUCAUGCUAUAUUUAUUUUUUCACGAAGCUUAUCUAGGUUUUGAGCUACAGGGUGCACCGUUUUUACAGCGUUUUGCUGAUUUUUGUGUUGCUUGAGCGGGUGUGCGAAAAUUCAAUUCACGAAAAGUCAAAAAAUGUCGAAAAAACAUUGUAGGUCAAAAUUAGUUUUUCGAGUUUUUCAGCCAAAAAUGAUGACAAAUCAAUAAUUUUCAAGCUUCUGGAGGAAUUUCUGAUGAAAAUUGACCUUGAAAUUCACUUUCCAGAAAUUUUUGCUGAAAUAAAAAAAUUUAAAUUUUGAUGAAUUUCGAAAAAAUUAAUAAAAUAAAGCAGAGCUUAUUUUCAUCAGAAAUUCCUCCAGAAGCUUGAAAAAUAUUUAUUUGUCAUCAUUUUUGGCUGAAAAACUCGAAAAACUAAUUUUGACCUACAAUGUUUUUUCGGCUUUUCGUGAAUUGAAUUUUCGAUGUUAAAAAACAUUUGGGAAAAAUUGCUUAAGACAUUUUACACGGUGUUUCACGCUGUAAUCUCAGAUUUCACCUUUAAACCAUAUUUUUCCACAGAGCCGUGAAUCUGAAGAAGUUCUCGAACUCGAAAACACAAAACGUGAACUUUUGCGAACUUUGGAAAUGAAACGAAGAAUGGUGGAUGCUCAGCGAAUGGCUGAAACUAGCACCACCACCACAACCACAACAAAAACAGUGGAAAAUCAAGUGACUACGGUAGCUACAGUAUCCUCGCAAAGUGAUUUGAAUAGCGGAAAACCGGGAACAAUGCGACACGAUAUUCCGCAUAAAUGGAAAGAAGUUCGACAUUUGAGUGUGUUGUCGUUGAAGUGCGCAAUUUGUUUUGUUGGAAUCUCGACGGUUUGUAUUUGUUGAUUUUUUUGGGAAGAGGGGGAGGAGUUUUGAACCGGAAGAUGUUUUUUGUGAAAUUUAGAGCUUUUCAUAGAGGCUGUCAGGUUUUUGGCCUUCAAUUUUCGAAAAAAAAUUAUAGAUUUGAAUUUUUUCAGUUCUGACGAAUUUUUUAAGCUUGAUUUUGAUGAGAACCUUGAAUUUUCGCAAAAAAAAUUUGAAUUUUACAGUUUUGCCGCUUUUUAGCUUGUUUUUUUUUGGCGGGAAAUUUAAAUUUUCGAAAUUUUUAAAAAUUAAAUAUUUGAAUUUUUCAGUUAGUUUUUUAGCUCAAGUUUUGAAAUUCGAAAAUUUGCCACGUGGAUUUUUUUCCUGAAAUAUUAAAAAAUUCACCAUGUUUGAUCUCAAAAUGUUGCAAAUUUUACGAUAAAUUCAAAUUUAGAGAAAAACAAUUUGCCACGUGAAUUUUUUUCCUGAAAAAUCUGAAAAAUCUCUGAAAUUAAUCAAAGUUUUACAGAUUUCACAAAAAAUUCAAAUUUCGAGAAAAAAAAUCUGCCACGUGGAUUUUUUUUUCUGAAAAUCUGAAAAAUCUCCGAAAUUAAUCAAGUUUGAUCUCAAAAUUUUCCAAAUUUCACCAAAAAUUCAAAUUUUGAGAAAAAAUCUCAAAAUUCUCCAUGUUUGGUCUCAAAAUGCUCCAAAUUUUACCAAAAAUUCAAAUUUCGAGAAAAAAACAUCUGAAAAAUCUCCGAAAUUGAUCAAGUUCGAUCUCAAAAUGCUCCAAAUUACAAAAUUAAAAUUAUUUUUUGCAGUUCGGAAAAGCGAAAAAGUGUGCACAUUGCGACGUUCAAGUGCACGCCGCAUGCGCCGCCAAAGUCUUCAACACUUGCGGAAUGCCAACAGAAUGCGCCAAUUAUUAUCGCGAAAAUCACACGACUAUCAGCAGCUCCGCAAUUUCCGAAGGCCGAAUGAAUGGCUGGCUGAAUGUCUAUCGAGACAAUCAAAAUAUCCAAAAAUGGGUCUCGUCUUGGGCAACAAUGGAUGUGUCGAAAAUCGCAUUCUACACAAAUGACGGAGCUGAUUUGGACAAACCCUAUUUCACAAUCGAUUUGAAUCGAGAACAAUGGGUUUUGCGGGCUGGAAUUGAAAUGCCAAUUGAUUGCGAGAAAACACAAAUGAAAGCGAGCAAUGUGAUUUUGAUUAAAAUGCCCGGAAAGAAUAUAUAUCUAUUGGCGCCGUCGCAAAAUUCGGCGAAAAGAUGGGCGGAAUGCUUGCAGAUUGCUCAAAGAAAGCGAAUGAUGCUCACUUCACGACCUACCCUGAUGGCUGAAUAUACAUGUUUGCUGGUGUUGAAUUCGCCGAAUAAUUUGAAGAUUUAUAAAUCGUAUUGUUUCGAUGAUUGGAUUCUAUUCGCCACGCAAACUGGAUUGUUCUACACAAGUGUUAGCCAACCACGAAACCCCGUGCGAAUUGCGGGAAUGAAUUCGGUGACAGCCAUGGAACAUAUGGCAGAGAUUAAUUGUUUGUCAUUGGUGACGAAUUCGAAUGGACAAUUGUCGUUGAUUCCGAUGGAUUCGUUGAAUUUGGCGAUGCAGAGUACGCAACCGUCGAUUCGGCCCGAUGUUUUGCCCGAGUUUCAGCAUUGUGGAAUUGUUAAGUAUCAUCAGCAGAAUCGACAGAGGUUUGUGCUUUUGAAAUUUUGAAUUUGAAGCAUUUUGAACCUAAACAUGAUGAUUUUGGGAAAAAAUCUGCCACGUGGAUUUUUUUUUGAAUUUUCCGAGAAAAAAUCCACGAUUCAAAGAAUAUAAAAAUUUAUAAAAACUUUGAAACAGUAAUUUUUUAGAAAAAUAUUCUGCUUUUUUUUGUUGAAUUUUAAAGGAAAUUUUGAAACAGCUCACAGGCUCCUCCAGGCGGCGGUGUGAAAAAAAAAUUGCCACGUACACAAAAUUUCGUUGUUUUUCACGUUUUUAUUUUGCAGUUUUUCAUCUUUUUAAAAACAAAGUUUGAGGUGAAUUUCGAAACUUUUUGAAAAUUUUUGAAAACUAAGUUUGUAGAGGGGGAGAUUCUCUACAAGAUCAUAUAAAUUUUAUAUGGAACUUCGACGAUUGAACAUGAGUUUUUGAAGCGGAAAACUAUGAUCGUUUUCGAAAAUUUCGGAAAAAGUUUGAAAAUUUUUUACAAAAGUUUGAGACUUUUUUUCAAAAAUCGGCUCGCAAUGAAUUGUUCAGCGCAUCGAGCUCUACAAAAUGGUGUAUAUCAUGUAUGGUGAAACUUUAUCUCCACAGAUCCUUUGCGGUUCAAAGUUUGAUCACCUGUUUCAGAACAAAAAUUGGAAUGAAAACUGCAUCGUUAUACUUUAUUUCGAAUAGUUUUAGAUAAUAUUAAGUCAUAUCUGAAUUACAAUGACUGGUUCAAUAACCGAAAUUGAGGAAAAACAGUGAGAACAUCUCAAAACUGAAAUCAACGAACAAAACUAACAACAAAUUUGUUAAUCAACGAAAACUCAUCUAUUUCUCCUUAAACUUCCUAUUAUUAUCAAAAACAUUAUAGUUUCAUCAUAUACAUCAGAAAAAAACAAAAAAUUGUUCAGAAACUCGUAUAAUCAUAAAAAACUUAUCUAAAUUUGAUUCUGAUAGAGGUGAUCAAACUUUGAACCGCAAAGGAUCUGUGGUGAUGAAGUUUCACCAUACAUGAUAUACACCAUUUUGUAGAGCUCGAUGCGCUGAACAAUUCAUUGCGAGCCGAUUUUUUGAAAAAAAGUCUCAAACUUUUGUAAAAAAUUUUCAAACUUUUUCCGAAAUUUUCGAAAACGAUCAUAGUUUUCCGCUUCAAAAACUCAUGUUCAAUCGUCGAAGUUCCAUAUAAAAUUUAUAUGAUCUUGUAGAGAAUCUCCCCCUCUACAAACUUAGUUUUCAAAAAUUUUCAAAAAAAUUUCGAAAUUCACCUCAAACUUUGUUUUUAAAAAGAUGAAAAACUGCAAAAUAAAAACGUGAAAAACAACGAAAUUUUGUGUACGUGGCAAUUUUUUUGACACCGCCGCCUGGAGGAGCCUGUGCAGCUAAUUUUUAAUUUUUUUUGAAAAAUUGUAUCAUCAGAAAAAUUUACUGUUUCAAAGUUUUUAUGAAUUUUUAGAGCAAAUUUUUUAAAACUGUUAACGCUUCUCUUAUUCUGAGAAUAUUUUCCCGAAAAUCAGGAUCAAACUAGAGUGUAGUUUAGCAUAGAAAUUGAUGUUUGGUGUCAAAAUGCUCAAAAUUUCGAGAAAAAUUCAAAAUUUCAUGAAAAAUCUGCCACGUGGAUUUUUUUCCAUGAAAAUCUUUUGAAAGCAUUCUACUUUUUCACAGUUUUUAUAAAAUUUUAGGUUGAGCUUUGGUUUCAAAAUCAAACUAGAGUGUAGUUUGGCAUAGAAAAAUUCAAUUCUCUAUUUCAAAAAGUUUCAGAACAAAAAUCACUAGAAAAUAGUUUUUUUGGAAAACCCAAUUUUCUGACAAAAAAUCUUCCACGUGGUUUUUUUUUCCAAAAAUCUGAAAAAUCUCCAAAAAUUUCCACAGAUUACUCCAAAUUUCAAAAAAAAAUCACAUUUUAAGAAAAUAUCUGCCACGUGGAUUUUUUCUCGAAAAAUCUCAAAAAUCCAUAAUUGUUGGUAUCAAAAUGCUUCUAAUUUCACCAAAAAUUCAAAUUUCAAGAAAAAAUCCACGUGGCAAAAAGAAAAAAAUCCCAAAUCAUUUUCUAUGCCAAACUAAAGUCUAGUCUGUUACCCGGCUAUCUCUAGAACUUUUUUUAAAUUAAAAUCAAUAUUUUUGCAGAUUCCUGAUAGCCACCGAUCCAACAUCAAUCUCAAUCCUCCGCUACAAUCCAUCUCGCGAUGUUUUCUGCAAUUUCGCCAAAAUCCCCGUCACAGAACCAGUUGUCAGCAUCGAAACCUCACCAAAUGGCAUCUAUUUCGCAGCCGACACUUUCUAUUUUGUAUCCCUCGAAAAUCAAACAUCAGCUCAAACUUUUCACCAAUUAGUUCCACCAAAAGAUGGCGAUUAUCCAUUGAGUUGUAUUAUAAUUGGAGAAAAUGAGCUGCUAUUGGCUUAUCAGAGUAAGUUGAAUAGAUUUAGGGAAUCUAUACAUACUAUAUGAUUUUUUUCCAGAUUACGGUAUCUUCAUCAAUGCCCAAACUGGUCGAUUAUCGCGGCGAGACCCGGUUGAAUGGGAGCAAAUGCCGAUGGAAUUCCUCUACACCGCUCCCCACCUUUUCGUGAUUUAUUACGACUCGAUUGCGAUUUUGGAAGUGGCGGAAAGCGACGGAAACUUUGAAACCAGGCCGUUUUUAGCGGAACGUGAAGUUUUCGAGUGUGUAAAUGCACAUAUUAUUGGAAGACAGAUGGAUAGUGUUUUGAUAUCUGUAUCCUCUCAAAAUUCCACGGAAGUUCAUCGAUUUAACACAAGUGGAAAUCGAAGAAAUGUUCAGAAAAGGAGAGGAAUCUCACCGGCUGAUACUUUAAAAAGACAUAAAUAUUAA